AUGCUGUACGACUUGAACAUACCAUGGCCUGUAGAUAACUACAACCAGAAACCCACACCACAACAACUAACCAACCUAAAAAAUACAAUUAUCACCAGUUAUUCACUCGGUAUAACUCAUCAAGUCAUAAAUUUUUCAAUUCUCGAAACAGUGAAAAUCCCUCUCAACCAGCCUCAAGAUAUAAACCCAAUAGAUAUAACCUACCUUACAGCAGAACUCAGUCCACAAUUCAAAAACCUCAAAUUAUUCACUCGAUUAACUUUAAUAAUCAAUGAUUCUUCAAAAUUAACCGGUUUAACCAAAUUACAAAAUCAUUUCGAUUUGAUCGCUAUUCAACCAUUGAAUGAAAAAGCCCUACAAUUAACAAUCACGAAUUUGGAUAUUGAUUUAAUUAGUUUGAAUUUAGCUAGUCGAUUACCAUUCUUUUUAAAACAUAAAAUCAUUGGCAGUGGGAUUGAAAAGGGUAUAAAAUUUGAAAUUUGUUAUAGUUCAUUAGUGUCAGGUUCAAUUGGAUAUGCAAAUGUUGGUAAUGAGACAAAUGUAAAUCUUAUCAAGAAGAAUUUUUUCAGUAAUGUAUUACAAUUGGUAAGGGCGACUAGAUCUAGAGGGAUUGUGGUCUCUAGUGGUGCGACCCAACCUUUACAAAUCCGGAAUUCGAAUGAUAUUUUGGUGUUGUUGAAAACAUUGGGUUUGGAUAGAAGUAGAGCAAAGAGUUGUAUAAGUGUGAAUCCAGAGAGAGUGUUGGUUAAUGGUAGAUUGAGGGUAAAGUCUUAUAAACAGACUAUAAGUGUUGGUAAUGAAGAAAGUAGUUUGUUGGAUAAUGUACACGAGAAUCCAAACAAAAAACAAGAUGGAAGUGGUUAUAAGAAGAAGUUGAGUGAUAGCUCCAGUGGAAGACUAUUGAAGAAGAGAAAAAUAGAUACUAAUGAAAAGUAA
This is a messenger RNA of Hemisphaericaspora subhashii, 936 nucleotides long. It is a transcript of the gene RPP1, whose product is annotated as RNA-binding RNA processing protein. Gene Ontology annotation, biological process: tRNA processing. Bases 1 to 936 code for a protein of 311 amino acids. The record is from RefSeq and is a predicted model, not a curated record. The transcript has a single exon. Gene Ontology annotation, molecular function: RNA binding. Lineage: Eukaryota; Fungi; Ascomycota; Pichiomycetes; Serinales; Debaryomycetaceae. Gene Ontology annotation, cellular component: nucleolar ribonuclease P complex.